Pristis pectinata (smalltooth sawfish) is the source of this 3538-nucleotide messenger RNA. Its product is annotated as PI-PLC X domain-containing protein 1-like. Lineage: Eukaryota; Metazoa; Chordata; Chondrichthyes; Rhinopristiformes; Pristidae. The transcript has 11 exons. Bases 950 to 1963 code for a protein of 337 amino acids. Gene Ontology annotation, biological process: lipid metabolic process. Gene Ontology annotation, molecular function: phosphoric diester hydrolase activity. The record is from RefSeq and is a predicted model, not a curated record.
GCGACACCCGAGUACAGAGAGAGAGAGAGAGAGAGAGACACGCAUACACACCUAGAGCGACCGGGGCACGGACAGCGGAGAAUCCGCAACCGGGGCACCGGGACUUAGAGUCCCGGGACGGUGGAGACACGAUGCUGCCUGACUGACCCAGUAUUUCCAGCACCUUUUGUUGUUGUUUCUACUGGUUGGUGGGACGGCGGUUCGGCUGGUAGAGCUGUCCCCUCUCACAGUUCCAGCCACUCGCAUUCCUUUGUGACCCGCGGUGCCGACUGUGCGGAGGAGUUUGCACACUCUCCCUGUGACUGCACUGGUAUCCCCUGGGUGCUCCAGUUUCCUCCCACAUUAUAAAAAUGUCCGGCUUGGGUACUAGAAAUAACAUUCAUCCUCUCCCUUGAACAAUCAUCUUUGCACCUUUUGCAUCCACUUGAGAGAACAAAGCAGCUCUGUUCAGUGGACUGAGUUGGUGAUUCCUGAGAACCAUCAGUGACUUGGACUUGUAUGGCCCUGCUGUAAAUCUGGGACAAGCCGAGUAAUAGGUGGUGAGACAUCAAUCGCUCGACCUGAUGUGGUCUGCUGGUGUAGCCCCAUUGUACUGGGCUUCUCCUGGGAUAGGAUUUGGUGAAGAAUCCAUUUCCCCAUUCCUCAAGGAUCCCUGACCUGGAGAUCAGGAAGGAAAAGAAAGAUUUAGAAACUCUUGCAAAGCCUAGGUAACUUGGACAGGACAUGAGGCUCCACCUCCAUCCUUGUCUCCUAUCAGAGGCUGUCACAGGGUGUUCUGAGGGUGGGGUCUCCACACUAAGCUGAGGCUUAGUUGUCACUCAGAGCUCACUGCCCCUUAUUGCCUGACUGAAAUUUGGAAGGCUAGGACAAUUGAAUCAACACAUCCAUACCAGUGUGAAACUAAGUGCAGCUGGGUGAGAAGAGUUGAAAACUCACUGGAUAAUAUAUCAUGGGGAAGAAAUGGAUGAUUUGCUCUCAGAAAAUGGCAGAUUCAAGGAUGAAGGAGCGGAUAGUGUUUCCAAGUCUCCUCCAGAAUCAGUUUGCCCAUUGGAUGUCAGAGUUGCCGGAAAAGCUGUGGGACAUGGCUCUGUGCAACCUGGCUAUUCCAGGAAGCCAUGACUCCAUGACUUACUGCUUAGACUUAAGUUCCCCCGUCAAACCUUCAGAGAAGAUUUUAAGCUAUUUGGACCAUGUAAUCCCUUGCAUCACACGUCCAGAGAUACGCAGAUGGUGUAAGACACAGGAAUCUAGUGUAACACAGCAAUUGGAGGAAGGAAUUCGAUUCUUUGAUCUAAGGAUUGCCUAUAGACCAAAUGAUACAACUGAACACUUAUACUUUGUCCAUGGGAUCUAUACAACUAUUACUGUUCAGGAUGCUUUCAAGGAGUUUGGAGCAUGGUUAGAAACCCAUCCCAAGGAAGUGGUUAUAUUGGCCUGCACGUACUUUGAAGGGAUGAACGAACAGCAGCAUCACCAGUUAAUUCAGAAAAUUGAGAACAUAUUUGGGUCCAAACUCUGCCUGAAAACCUCUGCUGAACGGGUAACAUUAAGGAAACUAUGGGAGAUGGGUUGUCAAGUCAUCAUGUCCUAUGACAACAAUAUUGCAGAAGAAAAUCCAAAACUUUGGCCCAGAAUCCCUUAUUGGUGGGCAGAUACAUACAAUCCUGAAUCACUCGUUCACUAUCUGGAAACUCAGAAACAGCAAGGACGACCAGAUGGCUUCUUUGUUGCUGGCAUGAACCUUACAGAAGAUUGGUGGUACAUUGUGACUCAUCUCCACAGCUCUUUGAAGAAACUGACUUUUCCUAAUUACCCAUAUUUGAUUGACUGGAUUAAGAAGCAGACCCCAGGACCUGGAAAGCCCUGUAUUAAUAUCAUUGCAGGGGAUUUCAUAGGAGCUGGCUACCUCAUUCCUGCUGUACUUGACCUCAAUAGAAAACUGAUUCAAAAUGAAGAAAACUGAAUAGAACAGUACAGCGCAAUACAGGCCCUUUGGCCCACAAUGUUGUGCUGACCUUUAAACCUCACCUAAGACUAUCUAACCCCCUCCUCCCACAUAUCCCUCUAUUUUAAAUUCCUCCAUAUGCUUAUCUAGUAAUCUCUUGAAUUUGACCAAUGUACCACCCCAGGCAGCGCAUUCCAUGCCCCAACCACUCUCUGGGUUUAAAAAAAACCUCCCUCUGAUAUCUCUCUUGAACUUCCCACCCAUUACUUUAAAGCCAUGCCCUCUUGUAUUGAGCAUUGGUGCCCUGGGAAAGAGGCGCUGGCUGUCCACUCUAUCUAUUCCUUUUAAUAUUUUGUACACCUCUAUCAUGUCUCCUCUUAUCCUCCUUCUCUCCAAAGAGUACAGCCCCACCUCCCUUAGUCUCUCCUCAUAAUGAAUACUCUCUAAACCAGGCAGCAUCCUGGUAAAUCUCUUCUGCACCCUUUCCAAUGCUUCCACAUCCUUCCUAUAAUGAGGCGACCAGAACUGGACACAGUACUCCAAGUGUGGUCUAACCAGAGUUUUGUAGAGCUGCAUCAUUACCUCGCGGCUCUUAAACUCGAUCCCAUGACUUAUGAAAGCUAACAUCAGAUAAGCUUUCUUAACUACCCUAUCCACCUGUGAGGCAACUUUCAGUGAUCUGUGGAUAUGAACCCCCAGAUCCCUCUGCUCAUCCCAACUAGCCAGAAUCCUGCCAUUAAUUGUGUCAUCUGCGAACUUGCCAACCCACCCUUCUACCCCCUCAUUCAAGUCAUUAAUAAAAAUCAUUAAAAGUAGAGGUCCCAGAACUGAUCCUUGUGGGACACUGCUAGUCACAGCCCUCCAAUCUGAAUACACUCCCUCCACCACAACCCUCUGCUUUCUACAGGCAAGCCAAUUCUGAAUCCACACAGCCAAGCUGCCCUGGAUCCCAUGCCCUCUGACCUUCUGAAGAAACCUAUCAUGUGGAACCUUGUCAAAUGCCUGACUAAGAUCCAUGCAGACCACAUCUAUGGCUCUACCCUCAUCAAUCUGCCUGGUCACCACCUCAAAGAACCCUAUCAGGCUUGUGUGACAUGAUCUGCCCUUCACAAAGCCAUGCUGUCUGUCCUUGAUCAUAACAUGAUUCUCUAAAUGCCCAUAGAUCCUAUCUCUAAGAAUCUUUUCCAAUAGCUUGCCCACCACAGAUGCAAGGCUCACUGGUCUGUAAUUCCCUGGACUACCCCUACUACCUUUUUUGAAUAAGGGGACAACAUUUGCCACCCUCCAAUCCUCCAGCACUAUUCCUGUGGACAACGAGGACUCAAAGAUCCUAGCCAACGGUUUGGCAAUCUCCUCCCUCACCUCACGAAGCAGCCUGGGGAAUAUUCUGUCAGGCCCUGGGGACUUAUCUGUCCUAAUAUUUUCUAACAGCUCCAACGCAAUCUCCCUCUUGAUAUCUACAUGCGCCAGAACAUUAACCUUACCAACACUGUCCUCAGUGUCAUGAAGGCCCCUCUCCUUGGUGAAUACUGAAGAGAAGUAUUCAUUGGGGACCUCACCCACCUCCACAGCUUCCAGGCACAUCUUCCCACC